AACAAACAGUUGUUGGACUUCAACAAGCUAGCGAAUGGUAACGCUGGGACAAAAACAGGUUCAGCGUACUUCUCCCGGAUAGAGAGACAACUGCGAGAGCUGUGCGGUGGGAACAUUUUGUUAUAAUCUCAUAACAGUUAGCGUUAACAGUACCGGCAGGUUGUAGCUUCGGUACGGUUCGGGAGCGUUAACGUUAGCCACCGAGACAUGCUCAUUGCUCGGAGUGUGACGCCUGUUUUUUUUCUGGCUGCCGCCUGUCGUUUGUGAUGUGAGCCGAGUUGCAGCACAACAGAGGGUGAGACAAGAGCCACAGCCGGAAAAAUAUUUCUCUUGACACAGGAGAAUGGACUUUGUCGGGGAGAAACAGUUGGGCUCACUUAAAGAAGCGGGCAUGCGACCGUUGACAGGCCUGGACGUCAUUGUUGGGCAACAACUUUAGCAAGCUAGCUAACAUUAGCUCGCUCAAAUUCAUGCAAAUGAAUCGGUUAGCUGUCGGGCAGUAAGCUCACUUUGCUAGCGUAAUGGAGGCACCCUGAGUGGCUUGUUCGUUUCAAUUGACUGCCCUAGUCCUCUUAAAUAGUGCUGGCAAUGUGUUGACGACUGGUGAGCAUUUCGUCGGUUCCCUCUCGGAGCUACAGGACACGGUUGGCAGAAAUUAUUAGGUGGUGGUUGCCUGCCCGCGUGAUAGUUGAGCAAAGUUGCCUGGUUUGGCAGAUAAAUAAUAGCUGAAACAGUAUGUACUUCACAUAUUACUUGUAUUGAUAUUUGUGUGAAACUGCACUUUAAAUAGCUAAUUUUAAGGAUGCACCAAAGUCACCUGUGAUUUGAGGUUUGUGAAAACUACAAAUCGCCCCAGUUACAACAAACUAGUUAGAUAAAGGUAUAUUUCUGACUGCACUUGAAUAUAAUUUGAUCAGAUAGGGACUAAGAUAGGUGCACAUUUAUUGUUAUCAGACAAAGGACAGAGACAGGCUUAUCCAUGUCAGUUGGUUCCUAGUUACUGUUUAACCCAAUAUUAUCUAGGCUGUCUGGCACAGUUGAAGACUGAGUUCCACUGGAAAUGAAAACAUGAAUAUCGAAGAGCAGCGUUUAGAUUUGUGCAAUGUCAAGACAAAAAGUAAUGUAGACGAUGAUCACAACACUACCAACAACACAGAAGGGGUCACGCCCCGGAUCUCUGAACUGAUGACGGACAGCACCACAGAGAAACAAAACAUUGUUCCCACAGAGGCCUCUGAAACGCACCUGAUGCCUCAGCUCACUGAGAACCUUCAGACAGCCGAGGAGGACAACCACCAGGCACAAGUCACACUGGAAAUUGAUGAGGUCAAUGGAAAUAGAAAGAGCAGUGCUCAAGACACCCCUGCGGUUGUGAAUCCCACAGACUUGAUACUUUCUAAUGAUGAGCAGCACAAGGACAAUACUGGGGUGGAGAAAAUGAAGGAGGAUAAGGACCCUGAACUUGCAACGUUUGUUGUGGGAGAAGGGGACGAUGGUGGGGACAUGGACAUGGGUGUGGAUCUGAGUCUCGACGAGAGUGGAGUGCUGGAGGCUGAAUCGACUAAUGUCAGAUCACUCUCAGACAAUACUUUAGACUCAGAGUCCAUGUCUCAGGAUGUCCCAGCUGGCAGCAUGGCAGAGAGACCGUCAGAUGAAAGCCAGACAGGCAUCACAGAAGCUUCUGCUACCAACCAGGCUGGACUGUACCCUUCAGUGGAGGAGGACGAUAAACACAAACCAAGUGGCAAAAGGGUGACAUUUCCCUCAGAUGAGGAUAUUAUCUCUGGAGCAGUGGAGCCAAAGGACCCCUGGAGACAUGCUCAGAAUGUGACGGUAGAGGAAAUCCUCUCUUCCUACAAACAAGCCUGUCAGAAACUCAACUGUAAACCCAUACCCAAAGUGCUCAAACAGAUACAGGAACUGAAAGACCUGACUCAGCGAAAUGAAUGCUUAGAUCUAAAAGGUGAAAAGCUGGACUACAAAGCCUGCGAGUCUCUGGAAGAGAUUUUGAAGAGGGUCCAGUUUAAGGUGGUAGACCUGGAGCAGACCAACCUGGAUGAAGAUGGUGCAUCAGCUCUGUUUGACAUGAUCGAGUACUAUGAGUCAGCCACACAUCUCAACAUCUCCUUCAACAAGCACAUUGGCACACGAGGAUGGCAGGCCGCCGCUCACAUGAUGAGGAAGACGAGCUCUCUACAGUACCUUGAUGCACGUAACACUCCUCUGCUCGACCACUCGGCUCCCUUUGUAGCACGAGCACUCAGGAUCAGCGGCAGCUUGGCAGUCCUCCACCUGGAGAACGCUGGUCUGUCUGGCAGACCGCUCAUGUUACUGGCUACGGCUCUGAAGAUGAAUAUGAACCUGCGGGAGUUGUACCUGGCAGACAACAAGCUCAACGGCCUCCAGGACUCAGCUCAGCUUGGCAACUUGCUAAAGUUCAACUACAACAUUCAGAUCCUGGACCUGCGCAACAACCACAUCCUAGACUCUGGCCUGGCCUACGUGUGUGAAGGACUAAAAGAGCAGAGGAAAGGCCUCGUCACUUUGGUGCUAUGGAACAACCAGCUCACACACAAUGGCAUGGGCUACCUCGCUGCUGCACUGCCUUGCACCCAGAGUCUGGAGACUCUGAACCUCGGCCAUAACUCUGUGGGUAACGAAGGGGUCCACAAGCUGAAAGACGGACUGAUUGCCAACCGCUCUGUACUCAGACUGGGCCUCGCUUCCACCAAACUGUCUUGCGAAGGAGCUGUAGCUGUGGCUGAAUUCAUCGCUGAGAGCCCCCGACUGCUGCGUCUGGACCUUCGAGAGAAUGAGAUAAAGACAGGUGGACUGAUGGCCCUGUCGCUCGCCCUAAAAGUCAACACCUCUCUGCUGCGUCUCGACCUUGACCGGGAGCCCAAGAAAGAAACUGUGAAGAGCUUCAUUGAGACCCAGCGCGCCCUGCUGGCUGAGAUCCAGAAUGGCUGCAAGAGGAACUUCAUCCUGGCCAAGGAGAAAGAGGAAACGGACCAGAAGAUGAAGCAGUCAGCAUCCAUGGCUGAAAUCGCCACAGAGGAUGGGACCAGAGAAGAAGAGGAGGAAACAGCAGCAGCGGAGGAGAGUGGGCACAAAGAGGGAAAAGAGGGAGAGGCUGGAGGUGAAACAGCAGCAAAAGAAGGAGAGGCAAGUAGCCAGUCGGGAGAGAGCACUGAGACGAGCGCUCCUCAAAUGAUCCCAGAGUCGGACUCAGACACUGAGGAUGAGGAGGAACAGGAAGUGGUGACAAACUCCACUUCCAAUUCAAACUCCUCCACUCUCGUAAAGCAGACUGCACCUCAAACCCAGACAGGGGUUACACAGCCCCUCCUCAGUGCCUCACAUACGUCCUCACCCCCGUCCGCCUCACCUGCUGGCGGGCAGAGUGUCAUUUCCGGCAUCACAGUCACAGAAUCCACAGCUCCCCCUGGCACGCCUCCUUCUCCUGGUCGCUGUAUAUCUGUCUCUAGUCCAGGGAGGGGUCACAAGAUCUUCAUGGUAACUCGAGUGGAGAGCCCCCCUGAGCAGCAGCAGCAGCAGCAGCAGCAGCUACAAUUCAAGAUGAAAGCACCCGCAGCUCCCAAACAGGCUAAAGAGGCCUCAAAGAAGCCUGCAGACGUGAAUACACCCACAGCACAGCAGACACAGCUGCCGCCCUCAUCUCAAACACCUACACAAACACAUCUGACACAGGAGGACGUGAAGAAGGGCUCGCCUGCUCCAUCAGAAGACUAUAAACUGGCAGAGCAGAGUCCUGUCGCACACCUGGAGUCCGCACUAAAUACUACACUAGAAACACAGUCAACAAGUCAACCCACAGAGGAUGUGACAGCAAGCACUUUAGAUCCAGAAGUGACAGAUCUGAGUCAACAAACACCAGCCUUGCCUUCAAAUUCUUUCAAACCAGUGCAGGCUUCAGCAUUUCAGCUCCCUGAGGAGGUAACAGAGAACACUAAAAGCCCCCAACCUGAGCCUACUUGUGUAGAAGGACAGAAGGAAGGAGAGGAGGAAGAGAGUGUAGAAGGUGAGAGACAGGUGAGCACAGAAGGAGAGUGUGAACUGUUAGAUGAACUGAGUCAAACCCAGACCAAUAUAUCUGCGGCACAAACACAGCAGCAGCCGUUAACAUCUGCUCUUGAACAGCUACAGGAUGAGCUAGCAGCUGCGUCAGAGGAGAGCCGAUCACUGAACCAAAUAGAGGAGGCAGAAGAGGAGCCUCCUCCACUGCAGGAGACGCAGGAAGCACCAGCCAACUUGUCAGAAAAUGAAGAGCCCAGUUUAACAGAGAAAGAGGACAUCCAGCCAAGCCAAGAGGAGCCGUGUCCAAAGCAGCCAAUGGAGGCUGAUGAACAGGCAGUACAGCCCGUUCUCUCUGUUCAGACUGAUGAACAGGAAUCUGUCACUCAAGGUGGAGCUCAGGAGACAAAUCCUCAAGCAGGAGAAGCCUCAGAAAGUCCUGAACCUGCCACAACUGAGUCCGUCUCCCCGGUCAAAGACGAGGAUUCACCCGAUGAAAGCUCUGCAGACGAGAGCGAGUGUUUUGCCAAGGCGCCGGAGGAAGUAGUUAGUUCAGCUCUGCCCAACGGCCUGAAGCCUGAGUUCUCGCUCCAUCUUCUCGACACUGAAAGCCCCAAGCCUGGCAGCUGUGUGAUGGAGCACGUGAGUGUCAGCUGUGGACAAGAGCUGGAGGACCUGCUGCUAGAAGCCAGUUUGGAGACGGGGAGAGACGCACCAUGAGGUUGUGAGGGACAGUGAGGACAGGAACAAACAGCACCCAGACAGUUUGUACGGCUCUACAACAUGACUGGUUGCCCUACAAUGUUUUUGUCGUUUUUUUGACUUUACCACCAACACGACCUUUCCAUAAAGGACAGAAGCCCUGGUGUUACAGUUGAAGCUCUGUACGUGAAAAUACAAGAAACUCAUGGGAAGAAACAAAAGGACUGAAUCUGUUUCCAGAGCUUCACCGUGACAAAUAAGGAACCCUCAACAUCCACACUACAUCAACCACUGAAACACACAUACAUAUAUGCACAUGAGGAAGAGGUGGGGAGAGAAAUAAAAUCACCUGGUUAUCACUACAUUUUGUCAAUCUGCAAUCUUUACCCACAAGCAGCUGCCUGUGAGUGAGGACGAAGAGAGCUGGGGGAUAAACACUAACCAAAGACAGAACAUGGACCUCACAGCCCUCUUGUUGCUCUCCUGCGUAGAUUUCCACUGUAGUUCGGGAAACAACUAGAAAUUUAACGGGGUUUUUCUUUCACAACAUACACACACAAAGAUGUAACUCUGAUACUGAGACGAGUGGGAUUGAUGGCACAGUCACAAGACAAAGUAACGGUGAUGGACCCUGCUGAGCGGACCUGCUGGCUUUAAACACUUGUUCUAGAGGUGCAAAUAGUUCACUGUCAGAGGCUUUUAUAUCCGAGGAAGCUAAAGAUGUUAACGUGUCUGUUUAAAUGUCUACGUUUUUUGUCUGUGUCUCCACUCCCGAUCGUUUUUCCUCCUUCAGGGGGGGAAAAAACUCUUAAGGGACCUCUGCCAAAGUGACCUCCCUCUUCGUCUGUUUCCUCAUCCUCUGCUCACUUUGGCCCCUCAGGAAUCAGUGUCCCCCUCCAGUCAGCAUCCUCAGAUCUGAUGAGGAGGAGCUGCAACUGUCUCCCGCCUGCCUCCACUACAACAAAAAAACAAAGCUUUUUGAAAGUGAUAAAGUUGUUAAUUUUUCUCCCAGCUGAAAAACCCAGAACUUUUGCGAAUGUUGAAAAGCAAGACGUCUGCUUUUGGUUGAGUUAUUAACAGUAAAAUCAUCUUUAUUUUCCUGCAACUUUCAGACACUAUUAUUGCUUUGUUCGACCAGUCAUUGUUUCGUUAGACUCUCUAAAGAAAAGCAGCUCUGUCGUCAUCUCCCCUCUCCUUCCUCCUUCCUCCCUCUCCCUCGGUCUUCCACUGGUACUCUGUGCCAUCUCACCGCUCCAGCUCACCAUUCAUGUUGCCUUCAACACUCACCACUUCUGAUUCAGUCUUCGUUUUUUGUUUGGGCUGCUUUGAGAAAUCACUUAUUUUCUAUUUAUUUUAUAGCUAUAUGAGCCUUUUCUGAUUUAUUUCCCCACCUCUUUCCCCCCAUCCUCAUUUUAUCUUUUCUUUUCCAUUGUGGGGGUUGCUUUUAAAGAUUCACCCCAAUGUUUGAUGUAUAUUUCAGAUUCAGACUAGAGCAAAUAUUUAGUUUUGUUUUGAGGGAGUGGGGGAAGAGUAAUCUGUGUUGGAAGGAAAGGUAAAUAUGAUUGAAUGGUUGACUACAGAAGCAGUCGGGGUGCAGUAAUGAACACAAGGAAGCAGCAAUCAUAGUUGUCAUCUGAGUCCUUGUUGUUUUAACACUACUCUGCUGGGUGAAGCUGCAGCCACACGGGGGCGCUGGUGGUUGUGUUCUCCCUCAGAAGAGAUGGAAGCAAAGGUCUGAGCAGCAUCAUGUACAACACGCCGCAGGCGCCGAUGUUCCCGUUCACAUCCCAACUCCUAUCCUGAAUUUUCCAGAGCGAGGAUUUUAGCGAGCAAUUUUCCAUUAAAUGUCAACGUGUUGGUGAAGAGAGCUGCUUGGAUUAUUUCCUGAGGCAGACACAGGCGGAUGUGUUGUUUGUUUUUUUUCUUUUCCUCUUUAAAGGAGCAGCAUUCAAUCCUCCUGCUCCUCUCUCCACCCAACAGAUAGUUUGCCCCCACUGUUUGUUAUGCUUUAAUUUUUAGAAAUUUUUAAUAAUAAUUUGUUAACUUAAUUGAAAUGUGCUGGUAAUCACAAAGAUAUGUAUGGCGAAAUUUGUUCCUCUCAAAUAAAUGCAUGUAAUGACUAAA
Molecule: messenger RNA, 6861 nt
Organism: Epinephelus lanceolatus (giant grouper)
Lineage: Eukaryota; Metazoa; Chordata; Actinopteri; Perciformes; Serranidae
Gene: ppp1r37
Product: protein phosphatase 1, regulatory subunit 37
Molecular function (GO): protein binding
Source: RefSeq, a predicted model, not a curated record